UAGCUCCACCCACAGGCCUCGUUUCCUGGGCGAUACUGCAUUAGUAUGGAGCUCACAGUAGAGUGGGCUAAGUGACUAGCUGAGCGUUGGUGUCAUUUACGUUACGAUUUGCUAGCUGUAUUAUUGUACCUUAUGUGUAUGUGUUCGUCGGGAUGAACCAAGCCAUCGAAUAUAUUGAACCGGAACAUUGGAUCCCGGUCUGUGGAUAAAUCAUUCAUUAAGUACCCAGUCAUGGCCGGACUGAUCAAGAAGCAGAUCCUCAAGCAUCUCUCCAGGUUUGCUAAGAACCUGUCCCCAGAUAAGAUCAACUUGAGCACGUUGAAAGGGGAGGGUCAGCUGACCAAUCUGGAGCUGGAUGAGGAGGUUCUGCAGAACAUGCUGGAUCUGCCCACAUGGCUGGCCAUCAACAAGGUCUUCUGCAACAAGGCUGCAAUUCGGAUCCCAUGGACAAAGCUGAAAACAAAUCCUAUAACUCUGUCACUGGAUAAAGUUGUGAUGGAAAUGAGCACUUGUGAUGAGCCUCGCCCACCCAAUGGACCCUCUCCUAUAGCAAUAGCCUCGGGUCAAAGCGAGUAUGGUUUUGCUGAGAAGGUAGUAGAGGGCAUUUCUCUGUCUGUGAAUUCGAUCAUUAUCCGGAUCAGUGCCAAGGCCUUCAAUGCAUCGUUUGAGCUUUCUCAGCUGCAGGUCUACAGUGUUAACACCAGCUGGGUGACCAGCGACCUGCGCUACACACGCAUUCAGGACCCUGCUCGUGGAGAGAUCCUGACCUUCAAGGAGGUUAGCUGGCAGAUGAUCCGGAUUGAGGCUGACGCCAUCCAGAGCUCUGAACACGAGGUGCUCAGUGCUCCUAUCCGUCUCAUCACCAAUCAGUCUAAAAUCAGAGUCACACUUAAGAGGAGGAUGAAGGACUGCCAUGUUGUGGCAUCUAAAUUGAUCCUGAUCCUGGAUGACCUGCUGUGGGUGCUGACGGACUCGCAGCUCAAAGCCAUGGUGCAGUACGCCAAGUCUCUGAGUGAGGCCAUGGAGAAAUCUGCGCUGCAGAGGAAGAGCAUGGCAUCCGACUCUUCUCAGGCAACAAUGGCACCGGUCUCUACACAGCAGGUACAUACACAGCAGACCUCAGCUGCAUCUGACCCAAGUGCCUCUAUGGCUCACCUCUUCAAUGCCUUCAAUGUGUGUGAAACAUCCCACCACCUGCAGAUUACACACCUCGACUUGCACAUCUGUGAUGACAUUCAUGCCAAGGACAGAGGGAUUGAUAAGAGGAUCCAAGGUGGGGCCAUGCAGCUCUCUUUCAGUUCCAUUACCAUAGACUACUAUCCAUUCCACAGAGCAGGUGAGACCUGUCAGCACUGGAUGCACUACAGCGAUGCCACAAAGGCUCGUGAAACCUGGGCUCGUGCUCUGCUAGAAGAAUAUAGGUCUAACAUGGAAAUGCUCAAAAAUGCCAUCAGUGGACAAUCCCAGUCCUCCCCUCAACAUGGCAAAAUCUCUACCAGCACUAGUACUUCCUUCUCCCAACCACCCAGCCCCAGGUCCCAGCUCAUGUCUAGCUCCAUUGUGUUGCGCAUGGCCGACUUCAGUAUUUUCCAGGUGUCAACAGCAGAUCAGCGGCGCACCACUCCUAAGGCUAUGAUAUCCUGUAAUAAAAAGACCCUGUACCUACCACAGGAGAUGCCUGCUAUCCAUCUGGAAUUCACAGAGUAUUACUUCCCUGAUGGAAAGGACUACCCAAUUCCCUGCCCUAACCUGUAUGUGCAGCUGAAUGCCCUGCAAUUAGUCGUGGAUGCACAAAGCUUGGUGUGGCUCAACCUGUUUGCUCUGGAUUUGCGCCACAGUCUGGUCCAGUUCAUGGAGCUCUAUAAGCUUAAUGACUCCCAAAAACCUGAUGAGCACAUUGACAUCAAAGUAGAUGGUCUCAUGCUAAAGUUGGUGAUUCCUGGUGACCAGAAUCAGUUCCAGCCAGACCAUCCCCACUCCAUUUCAGUGCAGACAUCUGAAAUGGUGGCCACGAACACACGACACUCGCUUGGAUGUUCCCGCUCUGACCUUGAGGCUCUGCUGCAAGCUUUUCGAGAGCAGGCAUUCUUCACCUCCUCCACAUCCUCCUCAUUUCCUGUGCUUCACCCAGUCUUCCAACGGCAUGCUCAUGAAAGGGACACAUGCCUGCAUGAUGUUUACCGUGGCCUGGCACCUCCUGCCCUCAGCACUGAUGCUCUCAGAGCACCAUCAGCCACUGAUCUGUGGGCCUUACGCUUCACCCAAUUCUGGGUAGACUACGAAGGUCCCCGAAGCCACAGGCCCUCACCCUGUGUUGAUUCCUUUCCGCUCACCCUGUGGCUAUGCCAGCCUGCCCGCUAUGUUCAGCACCAGCAGAGACCAAAGGCAGCUGCAGGCACAGGGUCCAUGCCAACCGAUGUCAGUGGUCGACUACAGAGGAAAAAGCUGUUGAAGGAGUAUUAUAGCACUGAGACGUUGCCCAACCAACCAACCAAUGGCCUGCACAAGCCAUUUUCAUUCGAUGGAUUGAAAGCUGCUGAUUCAUCCUCCAUUGCCUCUUCCUCUUCAUCCACUGGAGAUGCAGAUGUGCAGGUCUUGAUACAUGUACAGAAGCUGCUAAGUGUGCAGGCUAGCCAUAGCCAGUAUGUGUUCCUGUUGAAACUGCAGCAAAAACUGAAUUUACUGCAGCGUACCCUGCAGCAGGACCUGCAGCAGCAUGGCUUGGCACAGAAAGGUACUGGCCGAAUGUUUGGUGCAUGUGUAGGCCUCCUGGUGAGCAGUGCUGAGGUUGCGCUGCUGCUGAAGCCCGUGCCUACAGCUGAUGUAGACAACAGUCCUCUGGGCUCUGAUCUCUCGCCCUCUGGGAGCAGAGCUACGCUAGAGGUUGCCAGUGAGGCAGGAGACAGCACGGCUGGCACAGCCCCACUCGCCUGUCCUAUGGAACAGCUGUUGUGUGCAGACACAGAGAUACAGAAUCAGAGUGCUCCACCUCUCUUGCCUUUUUCAGCAUCAUCUCAAACUGAGAAGAAGGGUUCCAUUGAGGAGAAAAAUACAUGGUCAGGCCCAGAGGAGAAAAGAAACUGUGCAGAUGGAUUUCAGGAGGGCAAGGAAUUAAAACUUGAGCCUAAAGUCCUGCAGGGUGAGGUUUCACUGGGCAGGACUAUGGCAGUAGACUCGAUGACCGAGCCAAUCUGGAAUGACAAGAGCCAGGGAGCCAGACUACCUCAGUCUAUGUCCAGUGGGCGUCUGAUGAGGGAUCGAUCGCAUUCAACUUUCUCUGUGGCCUAUAAGAACAUGAAGAGUCCUUCACUGCAGUCUCUGGACAACAUCUCCCUAGAUAGCUCUUUACUGGAAGACUAUGAUUCGCUGGAGAGAGAUGACGUGUCUAUCUCUGGGUAUAAAGCCACUUCGAGUGAUCCGAGUGCUGCUGAGCGGGCGACUGAGGUGAUGGUGCAGGAUGGAGAAGAUGCCCAGUCACCUGAAGCAGUCAGUGCCACAUCUCAGAGUACUGAUGAGCAGGCCAAAGAUCUGGUGUCUGUGCUGGUCCUGAAGGUUCACUCUGUGUGUUCCUCUCUGAACGUGAGAGGUGAUAACACUACACUAGCUCUGGAGGUGGGGCAGGUCCGCACCAAUCAGCUCGGCAAUGUUAGUCUACGCCAGUAUCUUAGCAACCACAGUCUCGGUUUUGUCUGUUCCACACCACUAAUUACUGUUCAGAGCAGUGAAGGCUCAGGCUCAGACCAGGGGCCCCGCAGUAAGCAGCUGGAUCCAGAGGUCCGACUCCGGCUGGAGAGUGGGCCGGAAGCAGCUGCUCACUCUCCCCUGGCAGAGCACAAUGGCUUUCUGCAGUGCCAGCUGCAAGGCUUCAGCACUGACUUCCUCAUGACAUCUCUGCGAAAUCUCACCAUCUUCCUAGACGAUGAUUCUACAUCUCAUGUGCUCCCGAUGGAGAUCACAAUCCGAGACACACACAUUAACCUGAAGGAUGAUGGUCCCCGGGACAGCCCAUCAGAACCGGAACCCACUCCCAUGUCCCUACAUAUACACAAUCUUCUGGUACUGCGCAGAGAUGAUGGCUCCUUCCACAUUGGAGUUGAGCAUGCUGCACAGGUAGAGCCACAAAAGCUGGAGCCUGUUCCUGACAACAGGCACAUUACUGCCCCUGAGGCACGUGGGGCUGUAGACAAGGAGCCGAAAGCCACGCAGACAACACCUCUGUCACCAACAGACCCCUUCCCCACCAGCAGAGAAAAGAUGCUGAUGGAGGAGAAUGAGUGUUUGAAACUGGAACUGUCCAAAACCAAGAUGGCACUAGCAGAGGCCCAGAUGGAGAAAGACUCCUUGUUGCACCAUAUGAAGAACAUUAAACUCAACACUGGGGGCAGCACCAGCUAGGCUUUUACAGUGCAGAAAUAUCCAGUGAAUAUACUUUCUUCUAAGCCUGACUCUCUUAUCCCUUCUCCUCAUCUUUUUUGUUCAUCUUCUCUGUUUUCACAGUGGACUGCCCAUGUUUUUUUCUUUCUUUUUUUUUUCUUUUCCAGUGUCGAGGGAUUCUGGAGAAUCUGUUUGCCUACAUGAGUGUUUUUGUGUGUGCACAUUCUGUCCUUUGAGGACUUCUCUUAAAUAGUUGAGUUGACUCUGAAUGUCAUAUUUUGAAAAGAAUGUCUUAUAAUAAAAGGCAAUUUGCACAAAACUGAGCUACAUAUAACAAAAUGUACAUAUUAAUAGCAGUUUAGCUAUUAACAGAUUGUCUUUGUGUGUACAGUAUGGAGAAACACAGAAGAAUGUUUUGUAAGAUUUGAAUGGCCCAGUAAUUUUGUGUAAUUAUGCGUGUGUGUAAAUGGGUGAGUUUUUUUAUAUUGUUUAUUACCUAAAAAAAAACUUUUUAAUUGCUUCAUUCCACGCACACUACAAUAACUUCCAUAACAUGAGAUUGCACAUAGAUAUUGAACUUUUGGUGUACGUAGCGUUAUGUGUUUAGAAGGCAGCACGUUACUUGCUGUAGUAGUUGUUAGCCAUUGUGUUUCUGCAAUCAUACAAAGAUCUCUCUGGUAUGUUGUGUGUGCGCGCGUGCUACCAUUCAUUGUGUUGUAGGACAUAUGAAUAUAUGAUUAGUUUUUUAUGAACUGAAGUGCUGCACAGUGUUUGCAGUUGCGGUGCUGCUUGAGCCUGUGUAAUUCUCUGUGGAGAUUUUCACAAUGAGACUGUUGUUAUAACAGGCUCAUAUUUCUAGCAUUUUGGUAUCCAUGCACUCUCUUGAGUUGUUUUUUUUUUAAAUGCGGAACAUUUUCGAAUGUUUGCCUAUUGUAAGGGUGUGA
Messenger RNA from Hemibagrus wyckioides, 5318 nucleotides. It is a transcript of the gene bltp3b, whose product is annotated as bridge-like lipid transfer protein family member 3B. The record is from RefSeq and is a predicted model, not a curated record. Bases 232 to 4395 code for a protein of 1387 amino acids. The transcript has 22 exons. Lineage: Eukaryota; Metazoa; Chordata; Actinopteri; Siluriformes; Bagridae.